CAGUAGAUUGUAAUCAUGACAUACCUCACCCACUACAUGUAGUACUAAGUAACCUUUUAGCUGGAGUAGAAAGUGAUAUUUGGCUCUAUGAACCUAUUUGACUAGCUACCAGGCGUCUUCUUCAUCUUUCUAGCUCAAGGAACGUCUGCACGAAAGACAAAAUGGCUUACACUUGGCCGGUAGUCGUUGCUGGCAUUUCGUUCGUAAUUUACUACACACGCCUCUCUUGGUUGUUGUUGCCAUGUCUUCUAUUUGGGGCGUUUCUUGCGUCAGGUGGAAAGUCUUUUCCAAGGGUGUUCUUUCGUACAAUUUUGCGUGAUCUGAGGGUCGUUUACUUGGUUGCAAAGAUUAGUAUUCGAGUCAAAAGAAUUCAGAAGAAGGGAAAUGUGACUGUUGCUGACUUAUUUCGAGGAACAGUGUCUAAACAUCCGGGGAAAGCAGCCUUCAUAUUUGAACAGACAACUUGGACAUUCCAAGAUGUGGAGGAUUUCUCCAACAGAAUUGGAAAUUAUUUCAAGUCACAGGGCUACAAAAAGGGAGAUGUAGUGGCUGUCUUUCUGCAUUCCUGCCCUGAGUUUGUUUGCAUAUGGCUGGGUUUGUCUAAGAUUGGUGUGAUAACUGCCCUCAUUAACAACAACCUUCGACUAGAGUCUCUGAAGCAUUGCAUAUCUGCUGCAGAUCCCAGGGCAGUAAUCUUUGGAAGUGAUCUUUCAGUCGCUGUGAGAGAUGUUCGUAGUCAGUUACCAGAGGAUGUGGAGCUGUACAACUUUGGAACAUCUCCUUGUUCUGAGGCUUCAGCUAAGAGCUUGCUUCGGGAAUUGGAAAGAAGUCCCUUGAAACCACCACCUGCUGAUGAAACACAGAUGUUUGAAGAUGCACUGAUGUAUAUCUACACUUCAGGAACAACUGGAUAUCCUAAAGCCGCAGUAAUAACUCAUCAGAGGUUCUUCAGAUUCAGCUGUGUUCCCUCUCUGUACAAUAUUACAUCCAAGGACAUCAUGUACUGUACUCUACCAUUAUAUCACUCUGGAGGAGGAGCACUUGGUGUGGGAGCUUGUCUUUUACAAGGAGUCACAUUGGUUCUGAGAAAAAAAUUUUCUGCUUCUAAAUUUUGGGAGGAAUGUAUUGAGCAUAAAGUAACAGUGAUCCAGUAUAUUGGUGAGCUGUGCCGCUAUCUGCUAGCCCAACCAUAUUCACCAUCAGAGAAGCAACACUCAGUACGUGUUGCAUUUGGCAAUGGAUUACGGCCUCAAAUAUGGAAUGAAUUCCAGUCUCGUUUUGGUAUCAGCAAGAUUGGAGAGCUUUAUGGUUCUACUGAAGGAAAUGUGGCAUUUUUCAACAUUGAUUAUACCCCAUGUGCCUGUGGUUUUGUCUCAGUUAUUUUCCCAAAGUUGCUUCCAUUUUAUUUUAUUAAAGUUGACCCCAUUACUGGUGAGUUGCUUAGAGAUAAGAAUGGGCUGGCAAUCCAAGCAAAUACUGGGGAACCUGGACUUGUAGUUGGAAAAAUUGUCAAAGAGAGAGGCAUUACAUUUGAUGGAUAUUUGAACCAACAAGAAACUGCAAAGAAACUUGGCCACAACAUUUUUAAGAAGGGAGAUAUAUAUUUCCUAACUGGAGAUCUUCUCAUCAAGGAUGAGUAUGGUUAUGUUUAUUUUCAUGAUCGCAUUGGAGAUACAUUUCGCUGGCGAGGAGAAAAUGUUUCUACAGCUGAAGUGGAGGCAAUAAUGAGCAAUAUACUGAGUCUUCGUGAUGUGGUGGUUUAUGGUGUCAAAAUCCCUGGCACUGAAGGAAGAGCUGGCAUGGCUGCCAUUGCAGAUCCACACAACAAAGGCAUUGACUUGAGCUCUCUUGUUCAGGGCUUGAAAGAAAAAUUACCAAUUUAUGCUCAUCCCAUAUUCUUGCGAAUAAUCCUGGGUGAUGUAAGUCUUACAGGAACAUUUAAACUUCAGAAAACUAAGUUAAGACAAGAAGGAUUUGAUGUAGGAGUGGUGAAGGAUAAACUUUUUUAUUUUGAUUCACAAGUAAAGCAAUAUGUAGAUUUGGAUGAAGGAAAGUAUGCUAAAAUUGUUAGCGGUGAAAUCAGAAUGUAGGAUUUUGUAUAUACAUGUUUUUCAUUUUUAGUUAUAUACUUGUGCAACUUCUGUACAGAACCACAAUACCAUUCCAAAACUUAAACUCUUCACUAGGUUUCUGGGCUUUGUACAUGAUGUCCUGCAGGUUGACUGCUAAUAGUUAUUAUUACCUUAAAUUCAAUAAUUCACAUACAGUAUGUUUUCAGUACUAUGAUGAUUCACAUGUCAUAAAAUGUAGGAGUAUAGUUCAUGUGUUUUUUGUCUUUCAUUUUCCAACAAAAUCACUUUUAAAUGCUACUUCAUACAUCAUGGGUGUACACAUCUUGUAGCACUGUUGAACCGUUUGGAAAAUUGCAUGUCUGUUUCUUUGUUUAUGUUUGACAUUGACAUAUCAGGAACAAGAUAUUUUGUUGCAUAUAUACAAUGAAAUUAUAAAGAAAAACAAGGUAAUAGCUGUAUAAUCAAGUCAUAAGUUACUCUUUCUAUUCUGUCUUUUGCUUUUCAGUGCAAUGUAUCAAAAGACAUAUUUAUAUAUAAAUAAUUCAGUGCUCCAAGCUGCGACCAUUUUGGUCACUCUGGCAAGUGAAAAUAUAUUUGGCAACUAAAAUUGCAAUGAAAGUUAUCAAUUGGCCAAUCAACCACCAGAUAGAAAAAGGAAAAAAAGGAGUACAAACAUUUUUUAAUGGCCUCUAUUUUACAAUUGAUGGUCACAAAAAGGAAACUCUUAGGAAAAAGUGAGCUGAGAGCCCUUAAAUUUGGUUUUUAUCAUUUAAGUUGAUAUUGUAGAUAGGCCACUGUAAGGAGUUUCUUAA
Pocillopora verrucosa is the source of this 2884-nucleotide messenger RNA. RefSeq names its product long-chain fatty acid transport protein 4-like. Gene Ontology annotation, molecular function: long-chain fatty acid transmembrane transporter activity; long-chain fatty acid-CoA ligase activity. NCBI's taxonomy places the organism in Eukaryota, Metazoa, Cnidaria, Anthozoa, Scleractinia, Pocilloporidae. The record is from RefSeq and is a predicted model, not a curated record.